This is a messenger RNA of Acanthoscelides obtectus, 992 nucleotides long. NCBI's taxonomy places the organism in Eukaryota, Metazoa, Arthropoda, Insecta, Coleoptera, Chrysomelidae. The record is from the annotation of a GenBank genome assembly.
GGAACCAAUGGACAGCCUAUUCAUGGACCAGCACUUCCUGAGAAGCUCCUUACGGCUCUACUCAGCUACAGGCUCAGACCCCUUGGACGCCGAGAACAACAACGCUUCCUCUUUCUUCUCAGCAGCCAUGGUAGAGAAAGCUCGAGCCCAACUCCAGAUGUGGGGCCGAGCAGGAGCUGCGUACAAUCCUGCUGAACUCCAUGCUUUCUUGUUAAACUCCGGCCAUCAAGUCUACCGGAGCACAGUCCCCUUGGUCACUCCGAGCCAGCUAUGGCCACAAGGUGCUACCUCGUGGCAUCCUGGGCUCAUGAGGCCUCAAAUUACUCCUCCGCCCUCAUCGACCCCAAGCUCUUCUGGAUCUCCUUCACCAACGAGUAUCAGUACUUCCGCGGAGUUGCGGCUACCUAAGGCUAUGUUUCCGACUGCGUUGCACCAUAGGUUCAGUCCUUACGCAUCUAUUUCAAGGCCAUCUGGACCUUCGAUUAGCCCACCUUCAAGAUCGAGUCAUUGAUAAAGUUCAAUGACAUGCGGUGAGUUUGUUUGACGUCAAAGAUCAGAAGCGGGAUGGUUGUAAUGUUUGACCUUGAGAACGCUUUCAAGCCUUUUUACUGGGCACUGGAGCGUCAAUAUCUCACUCCUAUACGAAUAAAAAUACAAUUGACAAUCUGGCAAACAUUGACUUUAAUGACAGUAUGCUGGUAGUCAUAACCUACAAAUGCUUACAUUUGGCAAGUGUCGAUACGUUUGAGAUUUUACAUAACCUCACUUCCAUUUGCCGGGUUGCAGUUUGUUUUCAUCUCUAGGAAUAGAAGUGAUAUUCUAACAAUAUCUAAAGGUUGAAUGAAAUGCAUUUAUUAUGUUUUUAUAUUUUUCUAUGACGCCAAACAGAUCUGACCUGCCCAUAAUUAAUCUAACCAAAGAAUAUGUCUACUAGACGUUAAAAGUGAAGGUACGUAAAUGUAUUAUGGAAAAAUGUAUAUACAGAAUAGUCG